This is a messenger RNA of Colias croceus (clouded yellow), 1151 nucleotides long. RefSeq names its product calcium-binding protein 2-like. The transcript has 9 exons. The record is from RefSeq and is a predicted model, not a curated record. NCBI's taxonomy places the organism in Eukaryota, Metazoa, Arthropoda, Insecta, Lepidoptera, Pieridae. Gene Ontology annotation, molecular function: enzyme regulator activity; calcium ion binding. The coding region runs from base 68 to 1087 and encodes 339 amino acids.
AAACGACAGGAAUAAGAAUCGUUUCUUGAAGACCACGGAUCGUUGUUACGCAUGCGUGCUUUGUGUCAUGGCAGGCCGAACCGCGCAGAGACGCAGCAUCCACAAUUCCACGACCAGGCCAGUAGUCCGCGACCAGCUCUGCUGCUUACAGCGUGUAGCUGGUGCAAGCGAAUUGCAAUAUACCAACAGCACCUCCUCCGUCAGACCUCUUUGGGCGGGCGGAACAGCCUGCCGUAACAAGACAAACAAACAAGCAAAAAUAUUCUCCGCGGUGAACAACUUUUUCGCUGAUUCACCUCUGGUGAAUCAGCUAAAAGGCAUUAUGGUAAGAAAAACUCGGCAAGCGAGCAACACCGAGCCGGGACCACCAGACGAAAACCAAGAAAAUCGCGGACCUCCAACUGUGAAUCUCGCAGUCAGUCCUUCAGAAAGUCAAUCAUCAGUACGAUCGCUGUCCCCGUCACGCCAGCGGCAAGUGAACUUCCUGAAGCCGGCAGCCAAUACUACACUGGAUAGAAAGGCAUCUAUUAUUGAUGAGACUACUGGCAUUACUCGCACGCAAAUGAAAGAAUUCCGCGAAGCAUUCCGCCUAUUCGACAAGGACGGUGAUGGGACGAUAACUAAGGAAGAGCUGGGUCGUGUGAUGAGAAGCUUGGGCCAGUUUGCCAGAGUUGAGGAAUUGCAGGACAUGUUGCAAGAAGUGGAUAGUGAUGGUGACGGCAACGUAAGUUUCGAAGAGUUCGUGAAUAUUCUGUCCAAAUCAAUGUCCGGUUCUGGAGGAAACACGAGUUCAGCGGAACAAGAGGAACGGGAACUGAGAGAUGCUUUCAGAGUAUUCGAUAAGCACAACAGAGGCUACAUUUGUGCGUCUGACUUGAGAGCUGUACUGCAGUGCUUGGGAGAGGAUCUGUCGGAAGAAGAAAUCGAAGACAUGAUCAAGGAAGUUGAUUCUGACGGAGACGGCCGUAUUGACUUCUUGGAAUUCGUCCGAGCACUUGGUGAACCAGAAGACGCGUGUGAUGACGAGGAAGACGAUGAUCUCAUCGACGCUGACAUUUCCCAACAGAGAUCUGUGUUGGCUCUGUAAAUUUCUACUCUAUGUCUAUUUUACAGUUGCUCAAUAUCGAAUAUUUGACCAAUAUUUCAUAAUC